Molecule: messenger RNA, 15004 nt
Organism: Malaya genurostris
Lineage: Eukaryota; Metazoa; Arthropoda; Insecta; Diptera; Culicidae
Exons: 19
Coding region: 193-14799 (4868 amino acids)
Source: RefSeq, a predicted model, not a curated record
UUCGUAUACUCACCGAUGGCGCGUUCGUUUGAAGACGCAUAAGCUGUUCAGUUGUUGUUCUGAUAUCCAAACGAUCGUGACGAAACAAAGAUAGUAGAUGGCCCGCAGAAGAAGUUAACUACUCUUGUGGAACAUGAAGCUGCAUGUCUACCUUGAAAAAAUCAAGAUUGGGUGCUUUAAUUAGAAAACAAAAUGAAAAUAGAGUUAGCUGAGUUCAACCAGAAGCUGCAAGAUUAUAAGAAGCUUCUGGAACGAUUGCAAGAUGAGCAUGAAAAAUAUCAAAGCAAACGUGAUCGGCUUAGUAAACUCAGCCAACGGCGUUGCUCGUCCAUUCGGAAACCAGAUGUUGUUUGCUACAUGUGUAACACAAACAUAAAAAUCGAAGAUGGUAACAGUUUCGCAACUUGUCGUGGUUGCGAAAAACUAGUGUGCCGGAGUGAAGAGAAACGAUGCUGCGAAUGGAUAUCUGCGAUUGGCAUUUGGGAAUGCAAAAACUGCAGAUCCAAUCGAGUAAUUCAGCAGAAGGCCGGAGAAUGGCUGCUAAAUCAGUUAACAGUACGGUUGCAAAAUCCUGGACCAGUGAAUCUGAAAGAUGAAGAUAUGUUGGGUUUAUGUGUCACAGAUUCUGACGAUGCUAACAGUUCCACGUCUUCAGUUUCGAACAACCAGAAAGUAAAGGUUCGAGAGUUCAUCGAAGAACUACUGUCGACAAUGUUGAACGGUCCGUUAGACGAUGUAUCCGUUGGAAAAUUAAUGGAAAAUGAAAGCUACAUAAAGGUGUUCCACAGGUAUCAUUCUCAUUUGAGCAGGUGUCUGUACAAUCUCGAGCUAUCGAUUCAUCAGUCACUGUCGGAUCUGCCAAUAUGCGAAGGUCAAAAGUUUCCCGAGAGCCCAAGCGACAAACACUUUGAACUUCGUAAGCUGAUCCAACGCAUCCUAGAUGAGGUGGCAAAGUUACCGGAGCUACUGAAUCAAAGUGGUCAUCCAUUGCGGCCGGAAGAGCAUCUACCCUAUUUCAGUCCGAAAAAAUACGAGCAGCUGUUGGCGACGGCCGUGCUCAAUAAGGUGGUGGAGGACUACCGCAAUCCGAAAAACUUUGAGCACGUUAAUAGUUCGGCUGAGCCAACUCCAACCAAGCAGCAGCUGGAAGUAAAAGAAACUGCUACGGAACCGAUCAUCUCAGAACCGGUAACAACAGCCACCUUCGACAUCAAUCACAACAAGGUAUCCGGUAAUAGUGAAUUAAUCCAAGACAAUCUUAGGCAGAUGUCCAUGAAUGCUGAGGAAGUCCAGUUAAAAGAGGAACUUUCCAGCCGAUCACUAUCGGAAUCAGACGAAUCAUAUCUGAGUGAUUAUAUACAAAAACACACAGUUCCACUCCCGGAUCUGUCGGACACGACCGGAUCAAGUCCCGAGGACGACAUAGUGUCACUUAAAUCAAACGCCACCGACGGAACGUGGGAAGAAAAUUGGCUAUUCAAAAGGCGUCAACUGAAAUCGAAGGAAUCCUCCAUAGCAAUGCUUGUGCCAUCGCCGACAGAAGAAGUGAAAGCGUUGAUCGGAGACCAGAAUGCCGAUGAAGUGAGUGACUUAUCAGAAACCGGAUCUGACUUCGAGGGAUAUGAAUCCGAUAGUGUCGGAAAAGACGCACCCCUGCCUUUUUCAACUUCGUCGAUACCUAAUACAGCAAAAACUUUAGAAGAUAUCGUGCUAGAUAGCCUGAUUUCGAUUAAUUCAGUUGCUUCUGAUGAGCAGGCUCUCUCGGAAGCAAAAAAUAGUCUACUAUUGACUGAAAUGUCAAAUAAUGCAUUAAAACAAAGCUUUCCGACCGAUGGUCUAGUAAGUAUAGAAACAGGUACAGGAAAAGCGGAGGCAUCGAAUUCGACAUUGCUUAAGACUAGUCAGAAUCAGUUGGCCAAUAAUUCCGAAUCUGAAUUGAUAAGUCACCAAAGUUAUGGAGCAGCUGCAGUUGAAACAGAUGAUGUCAAACUAAUGCAGGAACGCAUUCAAAAUGAUCAAACGCAAAAAGAUAUCGAAGGAAAUAUACUGCAUCCAAUUGGGAUUGCUCGAACAAUCGGCAACGUCGACAACCAAACCUCUGAGUGUGAUCGAAAAGAAAUCCCAAUAGACCGAGAGAAAGUCACUGAACCGGAUGGGUCCAUGGCUUCUCGUUGGGUUCUUUCACCUGCGGACAGCUUCAACACCGCUGACGAAAGUGAAUACAAAACUGUCUCCAUGGGUAACUCAGAAGCAUCGGCAAACGUUGAGCUUGAUUCUGAUGCCAGCUUAGUGCUUGAGGAUCAAUACUCUCUCGAUUCACUGGAAACAUCUUUACCAUACGAGAAAUGUCGGAACAACGAAGACGCUAACGCCAGUGAUCAGAACAUUCUAUUCGAUGUUUCGGGAAUAGAGCAACUGGAGGCUAUAAAAUUUCCUCCAAAUUUAUUCGAGAUCACUGAGUCACCUGCUGUUGUUUUUUAUGUGUGUGAACCGAAUAUGCAUGAUUUUGCUGCGCAAUCAGAUGAUGAGACAGAUGAAGAAGAUCAGGGUGCAAGAAUCGAAGAAAUUACAGAACAGGACAUAGACAGAAGCGAUCAGAAUCCUUGUGAACGAAUUUCAAUUAGUUUUGAAGAGUCAAGUGAGCAGCCCAGCGAUGAAGAAAAUGCGGAAACAUCUGCCAUUGUUGUCAAUACAUGUGAUCCAGAAAUACUGGAACUGACUGAAGUUGUGACUACAAAAAGCGAACAAGUUAUAGACCUAAAUAUUAUUAACAAUAACCGAAGCUCCGACAAACAAGUGGAUAUCAGUUCUGAUGUCUCAAACGAAGAAGAUCCUACACUUUUGCAUUCUUCAAACAGUUCUGAUCAAAUGAAUCAAGCAUCCUUGGUCGAACGAGAACAGAUCGAUAAACUGACAAUUAUUUCAGAUGGUACUGCACAUGCGAACGAGUUGAACGCAUUCAGUUAUACCUUACAAUCUCAGACUGAGCCAAACGGGACCAAUCUUUCGGACCUCAACAUUGAAUGCACCACUAGCUCCGCAUCAGAAUUUAGCAGUAAUGCUGACAAGCCAGAUACGGUGAGCAAUGUUAUUGGUGUCAAGGAAAAUAUUUAUCCACAGAAUAUCGACGAUGACACGCAGUAUGGGAAAGAUGAACACCAUCAAUGUGCGGAAAAUAUAGUAAAUUUACAGCUUUCAGAUUUUCAAGAUCUUUGCGCACCAAAGGUUGUAUUGAAUGUUACCAAUGAACUAUUGAGAGAUUCUAGUCAGAAAGUGCCUGAUGCGUCCACUGCAUUGGAAUCCGAUUUAGCUAUCACAAGUGAGAAUCAAAACGAAAUUCUACUGAUGAGAGAACCUCAGAAAUCCGACAGUCAAACUGUGAAGAGUAAACAACCAUUGAGUCAGGAAAGCAGUUUGGAAUCUGAAAAAUCACUUAUCAUACAAACAAAUUCCGUAAAAGGAACACACGAGCAAAACAGUGAAUCAAAAAUCAAACACAAAUUGUUGAGUGAUUCGAGCCAUGAUUCACAAGACACAACAGAAUCUGCUGAUUCGGAAAGUAGACAUUCAGCAAUUAUGGUGAGUUCACUCACCGUUGGAAAUCAAACAUUCACUGAUCCUUUGCCAAUCAAUUCAUCCACUGAGUCGUUCGCACAUCAGGUUGAGUAUGAUGACUCGAUUUCGAUUCGCAAUGAAACCACAAAUCCAAAUGAGAAAACGGACAAAUGUAGUGAUCCACUGUCAGGAAAAGCUGAUAACAAUCAGCAAUUAGAGCAACAAAGCAUCGAGGAACCCGAAUCAGUUUCGAUUGAGAAUCUGAAUGAUCAGGAUGCUACCAAGAUACCAUCCUCAACUAAUACUUCGUCAACGAAUUUAUCAGUGAAUAUUUCUCAGAUACAACAAAUUAGAACAAGCGAUGAAAAUGAUGUUGGUUCAAAUAACAUCACUGUUAUGGAACAAGAAAGUAAUCCUAUAAGUGAUAUUGGCUCCUCCUGUGAUAACCCGCAGCAAAUGUCGGAACAAACUGAUUUCGAGAGUGACACAAUCGAAAAACAGCAACAGUUGAGUUCUUCGCUAGACGACUCCGUCAACACAGCUGUGCCUCUUUCUGAUAUAGAUAAUUCAAUAAUCAUAGAAAAUGAACCACCAAAUUCUACUACCCGAAACGGUGAAUGUGAUGAACAUUGUUUGACUGUAGAAAACAAAGUCGACAGUACAUUAGAAAACAUGAGCUCUCUAAAAAUGCAUAAAAAAUCGGAUCAUAGGGUGCUAACCGUUGUCAAAGAUGAUGGAUCGGGAAAUUUGCAAGAAACGGAAGCUACUGAGCUCGAUACAAUUGAAUCAUCUGAGCUUUUGAGAAUCGAUUCUUCAAAUCAAACUUCUAACGUUACCGAUUUCGAUGGAUCAAAAAUCAUCAACAAAAGCAUUGAAUGUGAAAAGAAGAACAUCGAAAACGAAAAUUUUCCGACGUUAAAAACAACAGGACGCAAGUCACCGCCUGCUUCGAUCAUUGAAUUGUCUGCUCUGAUGGAAGAUUCUGUUCAGAAUACGAACGAGACCGAAGAAUUAGGCUGCCGGGAGAGUGCAAUUGCGUCUACUGCAGCAUAUGCUUUAGACACUAAUGAAAUUCAAAUACCCGAGGAUUCGUUAUCCGACGAUUCACUAGAUUCAAACAAAAGCAUGUCGAAAAUCGAAAUAGAAAAUUUGGCCCUUGAUGAGACUAAAGUUGACAGCAACAUCACAGAAAACAGAAUUGAGCAAGAAUGCACCACCAUAUCCGGAGAUGCCUGUCAGAAUGUUCUGAUAAAUGUCGACAAUAUUAAUACUGAAACAGAAGAGCUUGAUACUAUUGGAACUGAUGUUAGUUUAAUUCCAUCCAAGGUCGAGAGCAUCUCACAAAGUAUCAAAUGUGAUGCACUGAAUAACAUAGACAAUAAUUCGAAUGUUGAAAAUGAAGCAACUAUUGUAACGAGUACAGGUGAUGGAAGCCAAGCAUCAGAAGAUCUGGUGACAAACUCACUUUUACACAAGAAGACAGAUUUCUCAACUGUUGAAGAGACUUUGGAUGCUACUGAAAGUCGACCGGAAAUCGAUGCUACGGAAGAUGUUAAUACACAAGAUGCUGGAACACCCAAUCCAUCGAUGCCACUCGAGGAAGCCGAAUGUUUUGCUCUCACAGAUAAUGAUGUUAACACUGAAACGAUCAAGUGUAACAAUCAGAUCGCUGAAUGUGAAUACAAUAAUGCAUCGGGAAAUACGACAACAUCACCAACUGUUGAUGAAACCCCGUUAACAUGUGUUGAAGAUAUCAAUUCACUAAACGCAAAAUCGCGGGAGACAACGAAAUCAAUGGCUUUUGAUCAAGAUACAACUGAAAAGCAACAAUCCACGGAAUGUUCAAAUGAACUCGAAUCCAACAAAGUAGAUCAAUCCAAUAAUGAAAAUCGCUUUUCUGAAGGAAUUGAAAAUUGCUCACCCACAAAUUCGGAGACAGUUGAUGGACAGCUUCAGGAAGAAUCACAACAUCCGGUAAAUGUUUCUUGUCUAGAGAUGCAUGACAACAUUGAAGUAUCAACUCUCGAACCAGAGUCACCCGUUCAAGUAGUUUCGGAUAUGGCAGUUGACACUUCAGAAAAGCAAUCAUCGGAUCAAAAUGCAAACUCCUUUGAAAUUAUCGACGAAAAAGAAAUAAUUGUAGCAACACCAGAUAACUUCCAACACAAAUUUCCUAUUGUUGGGGAAUUUGAAGACGCAACCACCGAACAAGGCAUAGCUUUGAAAGAUAAUACAACUAUGCGUAAUGAACUUGACACAAUUAAAAAAGAAAAAUCAAUGGAAUCGUUGAAGGACCAUAACACGAAUGAAACGGUACACGUUUCUGACAUAGAAAAUUCAAGCACUUCCGAAAAUGCUAGUGAAAACCUGACUCUCUCUGAAAAUGAAAAGAAUACACAAAAUAUGGAAUGUAUUGAAUUGAAUAUGGUAAAAGAAAGUGAUUCAGGGCAUAUUGAAGCGGCUAGUGCAUUCACUGCGAUAGAAUUGUCUACUAUUGAAGAGACAUCCGAUACUAGUAAAUUAGCAGAUGCAGUGAUGAACAUUACUGAGACCAAUACAUCAUCAGAUGUCGAAAAUGUCAUUGACGAUUGUGAAAAGCAUAUCAAAAAUUCAGAAAGUUCCUUAAUGUGCAAUUCAACUGUUGAAGUAGAAUCGUUUAUAGAUGUCAAAGAUACCGAUUUACGAAACGAGGAAGAAAUGAUAAAUUCAGUUGCUGCUGAACUCCAAACCUCUGAAAAACAACAAUCAGAGGAAUUUGUGAAUGAUCGUUCAAUCUAUCAAGCAACAGAGAGCAUUGAUGUAGACCAAUCAGAAAGUGAAAUCCAAAACAAUAAGAAUAUCGAUGCAGUAGGUAUCGAGCAGCAUACAGAAAAUGAUAAAAAUACAAUGCAACUUCAGGAACAUAUCGCAGGUGGAUCACAACAACUGGAGAUACCCGACACAAAUCAAGUACCUUCUGCUAAACCAUCCGUUCAAAUUGAAUUGGAAACCGCUGAAAUACAACAAGCAGAUAAUUGUUCACGAGCAGAUCCUUCAGAACAAAACAUAAAAUCACAGAAACAGACUUCCGAUACUGAUACUGAUGAACCUGAGAGUUUCGAACCAAAAAUUCAUAUUGUAAGCCAAGCAGUAAAUGAGAGUAGCGUCGCCAGUGAUGAAAUUAUAGAUAUUGUUCUCGAGAAUUCGAAAAUUACAGAAAACGCAUAUCAAAUCUUAACUCCCUGUAAACAAGAUAAUAACACACAAUCUGUCGAAUGUGUCGAGCUGGAUAUGGCAAAGGAAAAAAUAUCUAAUAUUGAAAAUGAAACAACAAUAGAAGAAACGCACCUAACAAACUUUGAACCUUUGAACCGAACAUCAGAGGAUCUGGAAAUAAACGCAAGUACACUCCCCAUGGAAGAGUCAAUUGAUACUAUUCAGAAGAAAGUACCAGAUACCAUUUCAGAAACACACAGUCUCUCAACAUCACUUAAAGAUGUAGAAAAACCUGAUGAUUAUGUAACGAGUAAAGAAUGUAAUGAAACAGUUCCAACAAGCAGUCAAAGUGUGCACGAAAACUUGCUGGAAGAUGUUCAAGAUGGCAAUUUACUGGAGAAUGAUUCUCAGGGAUCAAUCGAUCUAGUGGAUAUUGAAAACCCUGUCAUCGAAAAUAAUCAACCAAAGGAGUCAGAGGAAUUACUUGCAAUAGAUCAUUUACAAUGCAAAUCAGAUACCACGAGCUUUGACAAUAUCGCUUCAAAAAGCAUUGAAAUUGACAAGCAGGAUAUAGAAUCUAAACAACACUCGAAUACGCAAUUGAAUCAAUAUUCAACAGAAAAUUUAUCUAUCGUUUCUGUGCAGAUUCAAGAACAUGUCAUGGGAGAAUCACAAAAAAACAUUCUACAAGAUGUGAAAGAGGAACAGCUACAGCUCACCUCCGAAAACUUGAGCUGUGCAUCGACCAACCAAACCAGAAAUGCCACCGAAAUCGAAAUGUUAAGCGGUAUCGAAAAGAAACAAGCAAUGGACGAUUCAACGAGUACGAACAAUUCUGAAAAAGAUGGCGUACCUUCGACUGAAAGAGAUUCUAACAUCAAUCAUUUAAAUGAAAAUCCACAAGAACGUGAAGAUUUCGAAAAUGAUACACACUCAGUACAAGAAAAUUUAGAUAAUGAUGAGAAGCCUCUAUUUAUGCAGAAAGGUUCAUCAGAUACUACUGCUUUCUCUGAUACUGUCCCAAUUCAGUCUCUAGAAGAAAUAGCUAACGACAUCAAAAAUAAAGAAUGUAACGAACUGGUCGUAGAAAAAGAACACGACAGCACUGAAGAAAAUAUAAUUACUUCAACACCUAAUCUUACAAUUGAUGAUAAACCGUCAAGUGCUGUCAAGACCAUCGAAUCACCGAACGCGGAUUUACAGCAAGUAUCGACUCCAGUUGAUACCGAGCUGGAUGAAAUUGGAAAUGAUACAUCGAUAAAACCUACAGAACAGAUUGAUGGACUAAAUGUAGAUGAUAAAAACGAUACAGAUAAAAAAGAGUUUCAUGCUAAAUCAGAAAACACGACUUCCUCGACCAACCAGACGAUUGUCGAUGAACGCGAACGAUUGAACGAAAACACUCAGGAAACAACAAAAGUAGUAGAUGAAAUGGCUACAAAUGAACUAUCACAAGAAUCCUUGAAAGUUGACACAACCGUAGAUGUUCUUGAAGUAACUGAAGCUACAAGCGAUAUCUCCGACAAAAACAAUGUCGAUCCAGAAAUUACUGCUGGUAUGGAAAUUGAAGAACUUGUGAUUAAUUGUCAGAUUUCGGAUCAAAGCUCGGAAAAUAAACCUACAGAAGCGAAUGAAGUAGCAAAUAUAGUAGGAGAAAAUUCACCUAACGAAUUAAAUAGUAUCGCUCAACAACAAACGUUAACAUUAGCUAGCCUCGAACAAGACGUGAUCGAUAUCGAACCGAAUGAAUCUUCUAAGCUCGACUCGUCAAGAACAAGCGAUGAAAUUCUUGAUGUAGAGUGUCUUACAAAAGAACUAGUAACAACAGAAAAUAAUGUUCAACCUGCGCCUGAAAACACAACUUUCUCAACAAGUAAUCAGAUUAUCGAAGAAAGCUCACCGGCAGAUGUUGGAAUAAACUAUUCCCUGAACGAGGAUUCCCAGGAUACAAUGAAAACAGUAGAUUCUAAAAUGGUUACAAAUGAGCUAUCACAAGAAUCCUUGAAAGUUGGCCCAACUGUAGAUGUUCUUGAAGUAACUGAAGCAACAAGCGAUAUCUCCGACAAAAACAAUGUCGAUCCAGAAAUUACUGCUGGUACGGAAAUUGAAGAACUUGUGAUUAAUAGUCAGAUUUCGGAUCAAAGCUCGCAAAAUAACUGCACCGAAGUAAAUGAAGUAAAAGAAGAGCAAUCAAUGCAUUCUUUGCAACAGAAUUCACCAGUCGUAACAGUAACUACAAACGAAGGUGUUCCUCAAGAUGAGACAACAAUACAUGCUCCAGAAAAAGAAACAGAAAAUAUAGUAUCUUUCACAGACAAUCCAAUGAUCGGAGAAAAUUCACCUAACGAAUUAAAUAGUAUAGAUCAACAACAAACGUUAACAUUAGCUAGCCUCGAACAAGACGUGAUCGAAAUCGAACCGAAUGAGUCUUCUAAACUCGACUCGUUAAGAACAAGCGCUGAAAUUUUUGAUGUAGAGUGUCUUACAAAAGAACUAGUAACAACAGAAAAUGAUGUUCAAACUGCACCUGAAAACACAACUUCCUCAACAAGUAAUCAGAUUAUCGAAGAAAGCUCACCGGCAGAUGUUGGAAUAAACGAUUCCCUGAACGAGGAUUCCCAGGAUACAAUGAAAACAGUAGAUUCUAAAAUGGUUACAAAUGAGCUAUCACAAGAAUCCUUGAAAGUUGGCCCAACUGUAGAUGUUCUUGAAGUAACUGAAGCAACAAGCGAUAUCUCCGACAAAAACAAUGUCGAUCCAGAAAUUACUGCUGGUACGGAAAUUGAAGAACUUGUGAUUAAUAGUCAGAUUUCGGAUCAAAGCUCGCAAAAUAACUGCACCGAAGUAAAUGAAGUAAAAGAAGAGCAAUCAAUGCACUCUUUGCAACAGAAUUCACCAGUCCUAACAGUGACUACAAGCGAAAGUGUUCCUCAAGAUGAGACUACAAUACCUGCUCCGGAAAAAGAAACAGAAAAUAUAGUAUCUUUGACAGAUAAUCCGAUGAUCGGAGAAAAUUCACCUAACAAAUUAAAUAGCAUCGAUCAACAACAAACGUUAAUAUUAGCUAGCCUCGAACAAGACGUGAUUGAAAUCGAACCUAUUGAGCCUUCUAAACUCGACUCGUCAAGAACAAGCGAUGAAAUUUUUGAUGUAGAGUGUCUUACAAAAGAACUAGUAACAACAGAGAAUGAAGUUCAUAAUGCACCUGAAAACACGACGUCCUUGACAAGUAAUCAAAUAUUCGAAGAAAGCUCACCGGCAGAUGUUGGAAUAAACAAUUCUCUGAACGAGGAUUUCUUGAAACACAACCCACCAGUAGAUGUUCUUGAAGUAGUACAAUCUGAAAGCCAAAUCUUGGACAAAGACAGUAUUGCUUCAGAAAUUAUUAAGAAGCAAGAUGUGGAAACUGAAAUACUCUCGAAUUUGGGGACUAAGCCAUUACUCGAUCAUCUACCGCUUGAUCAGCAAACAUCACACAAUCAAGCGAGAGAUUCAAAUCAAAGUGUUCAAGAAACCAGUAUAAAAAGUAAUGAGACUCCGGUUACACUUGAGAGUCUUCCUCAAGAUAAGAAAGAAAAAGCGGAAAAAGAAACAGAAGAUAUAACAGUCAAUCUAAUGAAGAAUGAAAAAAUAGCUGACCCCGAACAAGAUGUAAUUGAUCUUCAGCAGCCAAAUGUGUCUUCUAAACACGAAUCGUCAAAUAAAAUUGCCGAACCCCUUGAUGUUCACCGUCCGACACAAGAUAUUGACGGCGGAGAACUGGAAUCAAAAGAAAAUACAAUUCGUAGUGUUGAUGAAAACCUACUUACAGAAAUUAUAGAUAACGAUUCAAUGAUCGAGAUCUCUCAAGAAACAAAGAAAGUAGUAGAUUCUGAAAAAGGUACAAUUGAAAAACAACAAUCACAGGAAUCCUUAGAAGUCAAACCAUCAGCAGAUGAUUUUGAAAUUACUGAAUCUAUGUGCGAAAUUUCCAGCUUAGAUGAUGUCAGCUCAAAAAGCUUUGAUGGUGAAAAGCCAGACACGGGAACUGAAGGUCACCCGACUACUGAAAUUGAGACAUGUUCAACUACGAACACAUUAACCAACAAUGCACAGGUUGAUCAGCUAACGUCACCAAAUCUAUCGAUCGAUUCAAAUCAAGAAACACAAGAUGCCUAUAUUGAAAAUAAUCGAGCCGUGGUUACGCACGAAAGUAUUCCACUAGACGAAACAAAUGUAAACACAAGUGACUAUGGGUGUGAUGUUACUGAUAGAGAAACAGAAUCCUCAAAAGUCAAUCCAAUUAUCGAUGAAAACUCAUCAAACGAACUCAAUAGUAUCGACUUGGUAGGCGAUAACUCAUUAACUGACCUUGAACAAAAUGAGAUCGAUCUUCAACAACUCGACAAAUCUCAUUCCCCAACAACAGAUUACGUCGAAUGUCAUCCAAACGAGUUGGAUAAAGUUAACCAUGAAUAUAAUAACGAUUUGAUUAAAGAUAAUACUGUUAGUUCAAUAACGAGUGAACCACACAUGGAAAUCCAAACAAACGAACAAACAUUGCAAUCACUACACGAUUUAUCGAUUGUCUCAAACCAUAACGAUACUAGCGAUGCAUCAAAAGCUUCGGACUCCAAUGUAAAUGUCGUCGAUACAAUAUCCUUCGAAUGUGACAAACUGUUAUCAGAAAAGGAUGGUAAUUCGACAGUUGAAGAUAUGAUGGAUAUAACGCCAAUCGUUCCGACUACAAACAUACAAAUUAAUUCAGCUGAUUCUGGCAACAAUGAAAACCAGGUCACAUUAGGAGAUUUACAGAUGGAACUGCCUCUGGAGGACCCAUCUGUACUGCACGGUGAAAGCAAAAAUAUAUUCACUGGUGAAAAAGACAGUGAUGUAAACUCAAAUGAAUGUCACGAACAAUUAAUCGAUAGCAAAACAUCAGAAAAUAUGAUUUCCUCGUUGAAUACAUCAAUUGAGGAUGAAAAACCACCAGCAGAUUUCAAAGAUAUCGAUUCGUUAAGUGAUAUAAAUUCGACUGUUUCGGUGGAACAUUUAAGUAUCGGUUCAAUUUCUAACGCUAAGGACGACACUCAACAGUUUGUGGAAGAGAACCACGAACUAGCUAUCGAGAGUUCUGAAGAUACUCAUGUGCAUGAAGAAAAAGGCAAAUCGGAACCAGUUUCUGUCGUACGUUCCGUAACCGAAGGGUCUACAAUAGAUAAAAUUAUUCAACUACCGGUCACCAUUAGCGAACAAAAUCAAGUCGAAUUUCAAGUAUUACAGAACACUGUACACAACUCAGCAGAAGUUACAAAUUCUACUAUUGUUUCUGAAUCUACAUUCGACGAGACCUUAAAGACUACAUCUACACAUACCAGUACUGAACAUGAAGAUCACCUAAUUGAUAACACGGCUGAAUCACUUCCAGAUUACACGGGUUCCGAUCUUACCGAACCAUCCAGCCCGGAAGAUACAUCGACGGAAGCGAUCGCUGGAUCCAUUGACAGAGCAUCUAGCCUCGAGGAUGUUGAUUCAUCAUUUACGGGAGAAAAAACGGCGGAGACUGCAAUCGCUGCGGUAACAAGACAGAUGCGACAAUAUUGCGAAGAAUUGAAAGGUAUUCUCCAUGCUCAUCAACCGCUGGAACAACACGGAGAAGAAUUGGAGAAUGUCGCAGAUCUUAAUGACAAUACAUCAAUAUGCAAAACAGAACUUGGUGUAGAGGCUGACGAACAAUGUGUAGUAGCAAAUCCACUCGACGCUUUUGAACUGAAAUCAGCGGAAUAUAACCAGAGCUUACGACAUAUUGACUACGUAGAGGAAGAUGUAGCUAUAACCGAAAGUGCGGAACAUUUUUUAAUGGAAAAUCUGAAUCUUGUUACCACUUGCGAAGCAGUUAAUGUAAUACCGAGUGCGGAAGAGCAUGCAGUCAAUUCAUCAAUUCUAAUAGAGCAUACACCGACCCCGGAACCUUUUCCAUCGUACGUUUACGAAAGACAAAUAACUGCCAACAUUGAAGAUGUUGAAUCACUUCCUCAAAGUUCCCAGCUUACUCUGCAGGACAGCAUCACUUCAAUCGAUGACAUUGAUCGUCUAUCAAAUUCUCCGGACAUGGCAGAACAAACCAUAGAUGACAUAACACCGCCGUUCAAUCGAAGUGACUCGGAAAUGUCUUCACUAUGCUUCUCUUUACCUACGGUUUGUGUGUUGAAUGGCACUAAUAGCACUAACCAAACCACUGCUGAUACUAACACCCUAGAUUUGCAUGAUCAACCUCAAAGUUUUGUAUCGGAAACCUCUUUCUUGACAAUAGCAUUAGACUCAUCUGAACCUCCACAACUUUCAGCACAAUCAGAAACCAACGUACAUAAACCAAAUGAAAUCGAGGAUGUAGACGAGGGAGCUUCAAGUGAAAUGUUAAUUCCUGGAUCUAUUGCCGAGCGUGAGCACCUAAAAUGGCGAAACGCAACUCCAAUCGCCAACAAUCCUUACUCGGCAGAUAUUCUGCAGAAGAGGCUAUCUGAGUCAAACCACAAGUCGACAUUUGAUGACCUUAGUCGGCUCACAAGCAAAGAUACUUUAGAAUGUCAUCUCGAACCAGAAGGCAACAGCGAGAUUGUGGAGAACGAUCGAUCACUGCAAUCGGUGAUUGAUGGAAACCCAAUUCAAUACACGAGGUAUGGUCGAGAUUACUAUAUAAACGACGCGAAACGUGCCUCAGGGACCAGGAAACAAGCUAGUGUUGGUCAAGCUGCUUCCCACAGUACAGAUGAUGAGAAAUCUCUUUUUUUGUCACAGAAACAGGAUCACCAGGUCGAUGAACCUUUUGCUUCGCUGUCUAGUCCCUUAGUGAGUGAGGAAUUGAAAUCGGAAGAAAACUCACUUGAAAAUUUCCAAAACCAGCAUACAAUUGUCAGCGGCAGGUCCGCUAAGGGUGUCGCAGACAGUCCCGUUUCAAAUCAAGUUUCCAGUGGAAAUUAUCUUAGUACCGUGGCACGUGAAAAAUUUCUAUCACCGGCAGAUGAAUCGACAGUCCCACAAACAGUCGACUCAUGUUCAGAGAUUAGUAUCAACUCAAGAGCUGAUGAAAGUCUAACAUACAGUGAAGACUCUGAUGUGACUAGGAUCUACGAAAUCGGCACCGGAGAAACAAAGUUGGUACACGGCGACAUCUUGGCCCAAUCAUGUACUAGUCAAAAUGAUGAGGAAGCAAUUAGCAGCUAUAGUAACAACGUAGUUUCCGAAGAAAUAAUUGAAAUUAUUCCUCAAACUGAUGUCUUCACACCAAUGCAGCAAGAAAGAGCCUCCAGCCCUACUAUUGACCGAAGUAACUUGAUAAAACCUCGCUACGUACGAAUGAAGCAACUGUCACCACAAACAAUAAGGUUCUUUUCACCAAAAAAGGGUUUCUCACAAAAUGAUAGCAGUCUCACAAGCUCCGCACUGUUGUCACAAUCUACUGAUGAAAUUCGGGAUCUGUCUCAUCUGCAUUCCAAUCAAUAUCACUCAUCAUUACACCUCGAUUUCCCCGCUAGUCGUAGUGUGCCUUCGCACGAGUUUACCAUUGAAAAAGAGGUAAUGGAAGUAUUACCAUCGGUGAAGGAACUUGCGAAGUGCUACAUAAACUCUGAGGUCGCAACGGUUCCAAAACCCAUCCUGAAACCAAGGAUCAAGCUUCGGAAGGAUUUCAUCCGCCAAUCCACGGAUACGAUCAACGAAAAGUCCCAGGCUGACGACGGUAGCGGUAUGCCCCAAAUGAAGGAUAAAAAUCAACGGAUGUACAAAAGUACCAGUAGCAUCAGUGCGGCAGAUGAAAUUCGAGAAAUUCGUCGACUGAACCUGGAAGUGUACAAUCAGCAAACAUUCGUUCCGAUGGCCCCAGGGCACAGUAUUACAGCACGCAGUCUGUCUAAGCAAAUCAGAGAAGACUUGAAGACUAACGCAACCGAUGACCUUAAAGUACACGGUGGACAUGGACACAGCAGCCCUGAAAGACCUAGCAGCCCCGUUUUCGAGCCCGGCCAUCUUCGCACUAGUAUAGAGUUUUUCGAAAAUCUAAAGAACAAAUAGUCUAGAGUCUACAACGUAGUCAAAUAUUUAUAAAAUCGAGCUAUUUCAGCAGUGCCAUUAUGAUGUCAGUACAUGAAAAAUGAUACCAAAAUUUGGGCAAAACAUUAUUUAUUUAAAAUUUGCAUUUAUUUAUUUUGAAUUUUAACUGAAAUAUUCAGUUUACUGAGAUCAUUUGACAUUUAGUCAAACGUUGAAAAACCAAUAG